AUGGCGGCGUUAUUAAACUUCCUCCAGCGACGCUGUCAAGCGUCAGCGCAAUCGAACCUUCUUUUCAGACUCCUACACUCGCUCUCUGACGGCGAACCACAUGACCAGUCUCCGGCUCCGUUUGCCGGAAAGCCUUCCCUCCCACUCCUCCACCACUCCCCGGAGGCGGACACCCUCUGCCAACUCCUAAUCCGCCAUCACAACCCUUUCCACCACAUGGAAUCUUCCCUCCAGCUCCACGGAGUAUCCCUCUCCCCGCCUCUAGUCCACCAGACCCUCCUACGCCUCAGCCACCAUUCCAAAAUUGCCCUUGCCUUCUUCAAAUUCGCCCAAACCCACCACCACCAAACCUCCUCUUCCGCCGACGCCGCCUCUACUCCCCCUCCUCCCGUUCUCGAUACCGCCUCGUACAACAUCGUCAUAGACAUUCUGUGCAGAGUCCGCCAAUUCGACGCCGCGUGGCAGCUGAUUCUUCAGAUGGACAGCCACGAGAGCGCCGAUUCCAGGCCCGAUUUCACGACCUUCUUCGUCCUCAUCAGGCGCCUAAUUUCCGCUGGACUCACGAGGACCGCCGUCCGCGCGUUCUACGACAUGGGGAUUUUUCUCGGCGAAGGCUUAUUCGAGUCUCAAUUUAGCCUUUUCCUCUGCUAUCUCCUAGAUACACUCUGUAAGUACGGGUUCGUGAAGGUGGCUAUGGAGGUCUUUAACAAGGAGAAGUACAGAGCGGAUUUGGGCCCGAAACUCUACACGGUUUUGAUAUACGGGUGGUGCAAGGUGGGUAGAAUCGAGAUGGGAAGGAGGUUUCUGAACGAGAUGCUUGAGAGGGGAAUCGAGCCAAAUGCCAUCACGUACAAUGUCUUGUUAAAUGGGAUUUGCAGGCGAGCGAGCUUGCAUCCAGAGGGGAGGUUUGAAGGCGUGAUAAGAGAAGCAGAGAAGGUGUUUGACGAAAUGCGCCAGGCUGGGCUGGAGCCCGAUGUGACCAGCUACUCCAUCCUUCUCCACGUGUACAGCAGGGCCCACAAGCCCCAGCUUUGCCUGGACAAGCUGCAGAUGAUGAAAGAGGAAGGGAUUCACCCGAGCGUGGCCACCUAUACUUCGGUCAUCAAGUGUCUGUGCUCUAGUGGCAGAAUCGAGGAUGCCGAGGCCUUGCUAGACGAGAUGGUCGGCCAUGGCGUGAGCCCCACAUCAGCAACGUACAACUGUUUCUUCAAGGAGUACAGGGGCAGGAAGGAUAUAGAUGGUGCAGUAAGGUUUUACCGGAAGAUGAAGGAAGAUGGUUCCCUUGUCCGGCCUGACAUGCAUACGUACAAUAUAUUGCUGGGGAUGUUCUUGAAAUUGGAUAAGAUGGGCCUGACAUGGGAGGUCUGGGAGGACAUGGGUGCGAGUGGGUUGGGGCCGGAUUUGGAUGCGUACACGCUUAUGGUGCACGGGCUUUGCGGGAAGAGGAAAUGGAAGCAGGCGUGUGAGUUUUUCAUGGAGAUGGUGGAGAAGGGGUUCCUCCCACAGAAGAUCACUUUUGAGACUCUUUAUCGAGGGUUAAUUCAGGCAGAUAUGCUGAGGACGUGGAGGAGGUUGAAGAAGAAGCUCGAGGAGGAGUCAGUAUCUUUUGGUUCGGAAUUCAAAGAGUAUCACCUCAAGCCAUAUAAGAGAUGA
Messenger RNA from Striga hermonthica, 1653 nucleotides. Lineage: Eukaryota; Viridiplantae; Streptophyta; Magnoliopsida; Lamiales; Orobanchaceae. The record is from the annotation of a GenBank genome assembly.